Messenger RNA from Centruroides sculpturatus (bark scorpion), 1815 nucleotides. RefSeq names its product cysteine-rich secretory protein 2-like. Lineage: Eukaryota; Metazoa; Arthropoda; Arachnida; Scorpiones; Buthidae. The transcript is spliced from 11 exons. The record is from RefSeq and is a predicted model, not a curated record. The coding region runs from base 799 to 1815 and encodes 338 amino acids.
AUAAAAUGACAUUCAAUACAUUAAAAACUGUCCAAAACGGAACCUGAAUAAAACGAAAACCUGUUCAGAACUGAAACGUACCAAUUCGGUACUGUACAAUUCCGAUUUACACAGGUUUUAAUUUAUUUUGAUAGCUGGAUUACAAUUAUUCUGAUAUGCGAUAGACAUAGAGACUGAAUGAUGUAUGUAGCCAUAAGAGCCAAUUGAUGAAGUUCCAUUAUGCCACUGUUGAUAGAAAAUUUAAGACUUUUUAAUCCGAUUACAUUAACAAGUUUAUACUUAUGCGGUGAUUUAACUCUUUCUAUUCAGGACUUUCGAAAUGAACAAUAGCGAACGAUAAUCAAUCGUUUGUUGGAAGAUUAGGAUUAGUUGUUGGCAGAAUUUUCUGAGCAACGGUUUACAGGCCCACCAGUGGCCAAGCAGUUUAGUUCGCCCGGAUGGGUUGGUCACGUGAAGGUUUUCGGGUUUUCCUCACUCUGUAACGACCAAAUAGGGACCAGUUACCCUUAAAGGAUCUCCCGGAAGGCAUCCCCCUAGACAGAUCGCCCGUAGAAUGCCAUCAUUUUAGCAGAAAACAAUUAUUUUUUUAUAAAAGAAUGAUCAAGGACGAGGUCCGACAUAUCCGGUUCGAAUCAUCCGUGAAAAUUUCUGAGGUUCUGACCUGGACUUUAUCAUAAAUUCUCCAGAAGAAUAUCAUUUGAUGAGUUAAAAAUAUAAAUAAAGAAUUAAAAGGAAAAAAAAUUCUACAAAAUUCUCACAUCAUUUUAGCGACGAGCCUUAUAGAAUGAAGUAAACGCAAUGAAAUUGCAGCUUCAUAUUUUACAUGUUCUACGUAUUAUUUCGUUUUUAUCCGCUCAAAAUAAUUCUUCGAUGAACAGUGAAUUCAGAGAAAUGUCACAAGUUCGACAGCAAAACGAACUUAUUCGUUUUACCCAACAGGAAAAAUAUUUAUUUAUUGACCUUCAUAACAAAUACAGGGGAAAUGUAACACCUUCAGCUGCCAAUAUGCAAUUCAUUGAAUGGGACAAUAAUUUAGAAAGGAUCGCACAAGAUUGGGCAGAUAAAUGCAUUUGGACUAAAGGGAAUCUCGCAGAUCCUAGCCUUAAAGAAAAAAUGGGACAGAAUUUAUACCAGGGUUCUACUCGUAAUCCACAAGAUUCCAUGGAAUAUUGGACCGAAAAUUCCGAACUUUAUAAUUUUAAACGAAAUUUUUGCAGAAGACCUAACCAAUGCCAAAGUUAUACUCAGAUCAUUUGGGCCGAAACACGUUUUGUCGGGUGUGCAUUGAAAAUAGGUUGUUGGAAAUAUAAAGAAAUAAAAUAUUAUGUUGUAUGCAAUUACUAUCCCGCGGGUAAUACAAUUGGACAUCGACCGUACGAAGAAGGUGCAUCUUGUUCUAAAUGUUUUAAAAGUGAUGGAGGAUUAUGUUCCGAAAAACUCUGUGUUAAAAGUGCUCAAUGCGUUCAAUACGCUUUGCAAUGUGGUUGUAACUUGGCCUGUCAUAACUGCGGCACAUUGAAUAAACACAAGUGCAAGUGUCAGUGUAAAGAUGGUUGGGACGAACUUGAUUGUUCAAUUCCAUGUCUGGACUAUGAUGAGAACUGUGGAGAUUACAUGUGUCCUUUGUUUAAAGGAAAGAAAAAUCCAUGUAGAAAGACAUGUGGUUUUUGCAACUCGGUGAAUAAAGUAAAGUCAUCAAAUAUAUGUUGUGAUGGAAAAAUGUGUCCAUAUGGAUCUGUUUUAAAUCAGUCGUGUUCUUGUAAUAUUUUAUGUCCAGGACCAAAAUGUGUGGAAAAACCUGACAUUAAUCUUUGA